ACAAACAUUCACCGGCAGCAGAAACUCCGCAUCUCUUCACCAUGUAGCGGCGCGCAGACACGCAGCACAACGCACUCAGCUUCACCCACGAACCACGAGAAAACACAAAGCUCGUCACCCAGGUUCACCCCGCAGGAGCAGAAGAUGGCAACCACAGGCAUCGUCUACUUUGCUCUGUGGCUCACCUCCGUCUUCACUGCUGGACUCGGAUGCCCGGAGCUCUGUACCUGCUCAGAUAAAUACCGACGCCACUUUGCUGAAUGCUCCUACAAAGACUUAGUGAAAGUCCCAGAUGGUUUGCCUCCUAAUGUGACGACUGUGAGUCUCUCCGCCAAUAAGAUCACUUUGCUACCCAUGGGGUGCUUUGAUAACGUCACCCGGGUGACGUCGCUUUGGAUGGCCCACAAUGAGAUUGUCUCAGUUGAAGAGGGGGCCCUCACGCCUUUGGUUCAUCUGUGCAACUUUGACAUCAGCCACAAUAUGAUUGUAGACUUUCCUUGGGAGGAUCUGCAGAACCUGACGGGCCUUCAGCUGCUGAAGAUGAACCACAACGAGAUGGUCCACCUGCCGAAGGAUGCCUUCUACAACCUCAAAGACCUGAGGUCCCUCCGACUCAAUAAUAACAAAUUCAUAACCAUAACCGACGGGACAUUUGUCGGUUUGGUGUCGUUGUCCCACUUGCAGAUUUUUAAAAAUCCUUUUGCAUGCACCUGCUCCCUCGACUGGCUCAGAGACUGGAUUUCAUCAACUGCCAUCACAGUCCCGGAGCAGAAUCUGAUCAUCUGUGCAUCUCCGCAGAAACUGAAAGGCAAAGCGAUUGGAAUAAUACCCGAGUCAAAGUGCACAAGCACCAAUGUGGAGAUACGAACCGAGCCAAAUAUUCAUAACAUGACUUUCUAUGAAGGGAGCGCAUUGGUCUUGACUUGUGAGUUCAGAGGAAACCCAAAGCCUCUGGUGAUUUGGAAUAUCCACAGCAAAAGUCGGAAGGAAGAGCUGGCUUUGUCCUUGGCUGAGGAUGACUCGGCGGAAUCCAAUGAGGACUCCUUACUGUCGCACAGUCCCGUCAGAGUCUUCAAUAACGGGACUCUUGUCAUUUCGCACCUCAGGAAGGAAGACAGCGGCAACUACAACUGCUCGGCGACAAAUGAGUACGGAAGAGCACAGGAUUCAGUGUCAGUGGUGGUGGUGAAUUUAACUAAACCAACACCCACCAGACAAAAGACCACGACUACUUCUACUUACGCUAAAACUCACCCACCUAUACUGAAAACAACGCACAAAACAUCAGUUUUAGACUUUGUCCAUCUCCCUGAUUUAAAGAGGAAAGACAUGAUGAAAAUCAAACCCACUUUCCCGCCCGAUGAGACGAUCAAGUCCGAGAAGACAACCAAUCCAUCGGGUACCAGCACAUGUGGCCUGACGGCUAACACGAGAUACGUUUCUAGCCAGGCCUUUAACGGGAGUUUGGAAGAUAUCAAGCAGUACACAUUUGACUUUGGCGUCAUUGCUUUAGCCGUGUCAGAAACAGAGGCCACCGUCCGGCUGAAUCCCCUCCUCAUACCCAGGUACGACAGCGGGGCCAAUGGGGCCGCCGCCGCAGCAUCCGACGAGAGCGCCGACGUCGACAGCGGAGAGCGCGACAGCCUCUCCGACCUCCCCAAAAAAGUCCAUUCAAAUGGCUUGUAUCUGUGCAUCACCGGCGACCGAAAACACUCAGCGGUGCAGUGGUCGAGGAUCAAAGAAGGAGUCGGCACCUACGUGUUCGGCGGUUUGCGCCCCAGCACUAACUACUCCCUGUGUCUGACCUACAGAGGGGAGGACUGCGAGGUCCAGGUGCUGUUCACCACCAGGAGGCGGGUGCCCAACCUGCUCAUCAUCAUCUCGGUCAGCGUCUGCCUCCUCACCGUGUCCACCGUGCCCCUCCUCGGCGCCACCUGCUUCCACCUGGUGUACAAAUACCGCAGCAAGACCUACAAGCUGAUCCUGAAGGCCAAAGGCCAGUACCACAUGGAGCGAAACCUCACCGCCAACUUCAGCGCCCGCGCGCCUCACACCGAGUCCCGCCGGAAGAUUGACAGCGGCCGGCUGGACGAGGAGGAGGGGGAGACGGAGAGCAGGGAGGGAGAGAAGGAGGCGGACACAGAGGAGAGCAUCAUGACGGAGUCCUUUUCUCUGUCCCACUGCAGGGGCAGUUCAGACACCUGUGAGGUGGGAUCGGAGUUUAGUGAUAGGUUGCCUUUGGGGGCUGAAGCAGUGACUAUUACAAGCAGCUAGAAAUAUCAAAGUCACCAAUAUUUGACAUAAUAUGCUGUUUAGUUUUUGCUUGUGGUUGAAGGGUAAAUAUAUCGACAGUGAGGUUACACUUUGUUUGGUACACUGAUGUUUUCAAAUUAUUUUUUUUGUCCGUUUUUUUGUCAGGAAGCGACUUGCCAAUCACAAGUCAGCCCCGCCUUAAGCAGAGUCUGCUUCGUUGUCUAUUUGACUCUAAAUGAACAACAUGUUGAAUGGAAAAAGCCUUUUGACUUGCAUUUGAGCCACUCAUUCGUUUUAAUGUCUACUGAGUUAAUAAAUUAAGUAGAGGUAGAUUUAUUUUCUCAUAUACUUUUAUUCAAUCAAGCUUCUUUUUUUUGCUACCAGAGGAACUGCCCCCUGCUGGUCAUUUGAAACAAUGCAAGCUUAUGGCCCGUACGCAAUUCUGUCACUUCUCAGACUCUUGUUUAAAUGGUCCAUGGGGAAAUCAUUUUGUGCCAAUGGAUAAGGUUCUCUUUAGCACUGCUGUUCCAGCUUUAUCAGAUUCAAAGUACAGCGGCUUGCUUUACUCGCAGACUGCAUCAUUCAGUCACUAAGCAGUGGAUGGAUGUAAAUAUAAUGACUGUUAUAAUGAUCAUUAGUGGGCAUGAGUAGCAUUGAAACGAAUGGUUUCAAAAUAAAGGAAAAUACACUUGUAGGUUUUACAUACAGAGAGUUGGAACAUAAAUUCCCCUUUUACAUUUGUCAGGUAAAUAUGCUGCGAUAGCCAGUUAGCUUAGCUUAGCACAAUAACUUAAAAACAGGGGUAAACAGCAAGUGUCCUAACGUCUCUAUUCAGUUCUGCACCAAAUGACACACAGUGAUAGACAAUCGCGGGAAGCAUGAACCAGAUACAACAUUUAGAAAUCUCUUGGUUACUGUUCCACAAGUCUCACACAGAAAUCUACUCGCAAAAAAAACUUUUUACUUAUAUUUAAAGCAGUAAUGGGGAACAGCAUAACAGUACAGUUCAAGUUAUCGCGAAGCAGGGCGGUUUGCACAUUUCCAUUUCACUAAGAUUACUCUUUGUAAUAAAAGGCAUCUCAGUGUGACAAUAUGGUUUGUGGGAAACCAGCAAAACAGGUGAACAGGUUGUAUGAUCUAAUUUGUAUGCACACUGAUGCUUCAUGUUCAAAUAAGGAGGACGAAUGUGCCAAAUGACUUUGUUCCUGGAAACACGAAGGCUUGUUGUUCUCCUGUUCUGCUUUGAAUGCAAAAUGUUGGGUGGAGCUUAUCCAAAAGCGUCCCAAUCAUAAAAUACAUACUAUAUGGUAACCCUUACCCUGGAAAUAUCCAACUUCACAGAGUCUUUCAAAACACAAAAAAAGGAACAUAUAAAACCCUUGGCAGAGUUAUAAUCCAACUGAGUAAACAUGAAGGAUAAUUUGUUCAUAAUGGAGCUUUUGGACGUGUUGGUCGGGGGAAAUGUCGAUUUUACAGCUGAGAUUCUUUCUGGAAAUAGACAAUAAAUUAUUUCAUUGUUGUAGCAAAAAGUAUAACUGUACACAUUAAUGCCUUAGUGUAUUUAUGUACCUAAUGAGUGGGAAAAUAAGCACACAAAAUGUCCCUGACCAUAUGAUGAAGGGAAGUGACAAUUAUAAAUGAGCUAAAUAUUCUAUAAUUCUGCUUUGAAGUUCUUGCAGUAAACUUUUUUAUGCUGCUGCUCUUAGCUGUUACGUAUUAGGACUGCAGUAGCUGAAAAAUAGAUAAACUUAAUCCUUUGAUAUGACUUUAAAUGUUUAGGAAAUCCUGUGGUUUCAAAGAGAAAAUAAUGAGGAUGAAUGUUUUUCAGGUUAAACAAAACUGUGCGCUACGCUACGUGUUCGGUGUAAUCCCCACUCUACGGCAUCCUGUGUAACAAUCCGCCCCGUGUGAGGAUGUGAAGUUGCUGCCCUGUUGUUUCUGGGUCAUGUGUCCACCCCCCAACGUUCUGUGUCAGAAGACCCGCAUGCUGCCUGUACUUGAGAGAUCGUGUAAAUAUUCUUGACCUAGAAAGUGUUUCUUUCUUUUUUUGUGUUUUAUCCCCCCGGUGAUAAAGGAAGUAGGUCUUCACCAAAGUGUUUAGAAAUCCUGACUAACUCUCCUUGUCCUAUGUGCCUCAAUAAAGUUUUGACAAAGGGAAACUGAA
Pungitius pungitius (ninespine stickleback) is the source of this 4417-nucleotide messenger RNA. RefSeq names its product immunoglobulin superfamily containing leucine-rich repeat protein 2-like. The record is from RefSeq and is a predicted model, not a curated record. NCBI's taxonomy places the organism in Eukaryota, Metazoa, Chordata, Actinopteri, Perciformes, Gasterosteidae. Bases 145 to 2274 code for a protein of 709 amino acids. The transcript has 2 exons. Gene Ontology annotation, molecular function: protein binding.